UGCGCGGGGCGGGGUUGUUCGGAGAUAUUCGCGUAGCGAAAACGGAGUCGUGCCCAGUCUGCAAGUGAGCCUGGACAGAGACGCCCGUGACGCCAUGGAAGGGUAAACUGAGGCCAUGGAGAAAAGCGCCUGCAGCCCUAGCGAGGACGAGGCUCCUGGUACGGAGGAAGUUGACAGUCCGUGAAGGGAUCGGCAGGUGGACAGACCACCGCAGUGCCGCGAUCGCACUGUCAGGCGGGUCCGUGAUCGACGCUGACGGAGGCAGGACGGCCGCGGUGCAGACCUUACAGCGCGGGGCGGAACUCCACCUGGUUAGCCCGACACGCGGAAGCGAUCGAGGCUGCGCAGGGGUGCGGGUACGCGCCCAUCUUCAGCAGAACCGCGUGUAACUAUUUGGAGGCGUGGCCAGGCCUGGCAGGGGACCAAUCGUGGCGUGAGGAUUAUAAUUGACGGAGACCAGGCCCAUUCCGCGCUGGUCGCCAGACUCGGGAGGUAGUCCCGAAAGGGACCGGUGCGCUGGCUGCGGGACGCAUCUCCUCCAGGGCGAGACUUCGGGGUAGGGUGGGGCCUCUAGAGCAGGUUUAAAUUAACCCAGCUGCAGCCUGGGAGCCGCUCGUCCGGAGGCGGGUCCGGGGGCGGGCCCUGGCGGCGGAGGGUUGAGCCUGCGCGGCGGCCUGGGGCCAUGUCUGCGCCGCCGCCUCUGCAGAUCCGAGAGGCGAACGCGCACCUGGCGGCCGUGCACCGACGCGCGGCGGAGCUGGAGAGGCGGCUGCUGGCGGCGGAGCGCACGGUGCGUGCGCAGGCCGAGCGCCUGGCCUGCCAUGACCAGCAGCUGCGCGCGGCCCUGGACGAGCUGGCUCGCGCCAAGGACCGGGAGAUUUUGGACCUCCAAGAGCAGCUGCUGAGCUCUGAGGCCACAGUUCGAAGCCUGCAGGCUGCAGUGGACCAGAGGGACCAGAUGAUCCAGCAGCUACAGCCUCGGGCUGACCUGCUGCAGGACAUUGCUCGGCAGCGACCACCCCUGGCCACACUGCUGGCCACCCUGGAGGAGGCAGAGGAACUGGGCCCCUUGCCGGCCAGCCACAGCCAUGGCGCCCAGCUCCUCCCUGAUGGGCCUGGCCCACCCCUGAGCAACAAUGUGGGGAAGGAGGAGGGCCAGGACCACCAGCAGCCUGCUGUGUUUGGGACCACUGUAUGAGCUGCCCUGACCUGUAUGACCUGCCCUGAAUCUGUGGUCAAGACCCCUUGGGAAUUCCUCUCUUAAGAGUCCUGGACAUCAUGAGUGUCCUAGAGGGGUCUUGAGACAUUACCAGGAUCUCAUCUAAACAUCAAAAUGAGUGAAAAAUCAAGAUCUCAUUUAAAACACCCACCCCACCCUCCAGGACUGGAGUAUCUGCUACUUUCCACUGAUUUUAAAUAGUUUCAAAAACAAAUGAAAGCAAGGGCAGUAACUCAGUAGGUGGAGCAUUCUCCACCAUGCAUGCACAAAGCCCAAAGACAGGCACCCUAGCAUCAGUAAGAUGGUGGGGACUGACCCUCUGUUUCCAGGUCUGACUCUGAAGCCACAGUGUUUCCUCUUUGGCUUGCUGUCUCAGAAGUGCGCAUGGAUCUCGGCUAGGUUGGCAGGCUCCCACCACAGGCCCUGGCUGUAGGGAGUUUGCUUGUAGUUUUGCUUGAAAUGGGGUUUCUCUCUAUAACCCAGGCUUCCCUUGAAUCCUUCCAAGUACUUCGACUAUAGAUGUGAACCACCAUGCCCUUCUGAUAGGAGUCCACCCUCCUUUUCUCACUCACUCUGUACCUCCUGAACCAUUCCUCAUCCCAGGUGGAAUCUCCUCUGUUUUAUGAUCCGUUGGUUUUGUGUGAGAAGACACAUCAUUAGCCUUAAAUCUCUUUUGCAUAGCUCUACCCUUCCUUCUAGGAAGAACGGGUAGGUUAAGACACCACAACCAAGAGUGCCUUAGCUUGUGUGCUGUCUGUUCCCUCUGCCUCUGGCUUUCCCUGCUUCCAGACUCAGUUCCUCGACACUCAGGUCUCUCUCAAAUGCCCUCUUCUGGGGGGGGGGGGGGGGGGGCUCAAACCAGCAUCUGUGAAGGAACUCCUGCCAGCUGGUCACUGUCCUGUACUGUGUAUUGUUUGGUUCAGUUUUUCUGAAGCUUAGUCCUGUGUAGCCCAGGCUAGCCUCUAAACUUUUUAUGUAGCUUAGGCUGGCUUUGAACUUUUGAUCCUCCUGCUUCAGUAUCUCCAGUGCUAGUAUGAUAGGCUUGUGCAACCACCUACACCCCAUCCUGGGACCACCUUUUCAGUGGAGAGGCAGUGACUAUGAUGCAGGGAAUUUAUUUUGUCUUCCGUCUCCAUCAGUGCCUAGCACAGCCCGAGAGGCCCUGCUUUAGCCAGUAGCCUCCUGGAUAUCUGAUGAGUCCUUUCCUGGUUUCCAGGGACAACAGUGUUUUUGUAGCAAGCCUCCUUUUAAAUACUCUAAGAGAAUCUAUUUUUUAAAUCCUGGUUUCUAUGCUGUCUAGAGCCUCAGAUGGUGAGGGUAAUUGGCUUUGUUAGAGCAGUGAGAAGAGGGGUCCUCACAUACCCUUCCACCCAGAGGUGGUGUCUGUUGAGUUUCAUGGUCCCUGUACUCAGGGAAAUUGUCCUUGAGCAGCCACAAAAUAGAAGGUAGGGGCUGUUCCAAACAGAAGGGCCUCCAGCCAUCUAGUCUGCCCAGAGUCUGACAGGGACCCUCUGUGUGGGAGACAGAGGCCUGUUUUUUCUUGGGGAUGGAGAAGAGAAGGCAGGCUAGGGCCUGUCUGCACCAGAAUAAAUUGGAUAUUUCUCA
Mastomys coucha (southern multimammate mouse) is the source of this 2824-nucleotide messenger RNA. It is a transcript of the gene Vmac, whose product is annotated as vimentin type intermediate filament associated coiled-coil protein. The record is from RefSeq and is a predicted model, not a curated record. Lineage: Eukaryota; Metazoa; Chordata; Mammalia; Rodentia; Muridae. The coding region runs from base 683 to 1198 and encodes 171 amino acids. The transcript is spliced from 2 exons.